AGCGAAAUCAUUCGAGAUAAUCCUGGCAUCCUGGACUGCGUGAAAGAAGGAAUCGGCAGAGUUGUAGGCAUGGGAGUACCCCAUAGCAAGCGUCUCCUUCCUUUGAUGGUCUUGACUUUUCCAACUGCUCUACAUGGAGUUCUUCACUACAUCAUCAGUUCUGUCAUCCAGAAGCUUGUUUUGUUUGUUCUCAAAAGGGACAAUUCCCACAACCUUCCAACUGAAAGCUCCACUUCUGUGCAGAGCAUGCUGGAUGCAUAUUUUCCAGAACUUAUUGCUAGCUUUGCUGCUAGCCUUUGUGCUGAUGUCAUGCUCUACCCAUUGGAGACAGUCUUGCACCGCCUUCAUAUUCAGGGGACACGCACAAUAAUUGACAAUACAGACCUUGGCUAUGAAGUAGUUCCGAUCAAUACUCAGUAUGAGGGAAUGAAAGACUGCAUAAAUACUAUAAAACGGGAAGAAGGAAUGCUAGGUUUUUAUAAAGGAUUUGGAGCUGUUAUAGUACAGUACACCUUGCAUGUGGCUGUUUUACAUCUCACUAAAAUUAUUUACUCAACACUGCUUCAGAAUGUUUCCUAAUCUGUUCAAGUGUGGAUUUAGCACAGUGUACAUGAUUGACUUACAUAAUUAUUGUUACAAACAGCUCCAGAAAAUGAAGUUUCAAGAAUCCACUCUGUGGAUUCUCCUUACACUGUAAAAGAACUUUUGAAAAUGGGGAUAUAGAUUCCUAAGUGUAA
Mesitornis unicolor (brown roatelo) is the source of this 737-nucleotide messenger RNA. It is a transcript of the gene SLC25A46, whose product is annotated as solute carrier family 25, member 46. The record is from RefSeq and is a predicted model, not a curated record. NCBI's taxonomy places the organism in Eukaryota, Metazoa, Chordata, Aves, Mesitornithiformes, Mesitornithidae. Gene Ontology annotation, biological process: axon development; mitochondrial membrane fission; mitochondrial fission. The annotation marks the transcript as partial. The transcript has a single exon. Gene Ontology annotation, cellular component: mitochondrial outer membrane.